GUCGCGAUGACGGUCCCUUCCCUGGAGAAGCUGGACUCCUUCAAGUACAGUGACCUGCAGAACUUAGCCAAGAGUCUGGGCCUUCGGGCUAACCUGAGGGCAGACAAGUUGUUAAAAGCCCUGAAAGUCCACCUUAAACACGAAGCAAGAAAAGAAAAUGAGAAUCAGAAUGAAAGUCAGACUUCUGCAUCCUCUUGUGAUGAGAAUGAGAUACAGAUUAGCAGCCAGGAACAAGCUGAGAGAGAGCUGGUUAGCCAUGUCACCAAAACGAGGAGAAGGCACAAGGCAGUCCAUGGGAACCCUGACUCCCAGAAUCAAGAAAAGCAGGAAAACGAGGAUCUCAGAACAACUACAACAGUUCCUUCUCUUCCAGAUGAGAGCCAAGAAGAUGAGAGUGCAGUUUCCUCAGGAAAAAGUGGAAUAAAUGAUUUAGGUAAUAAAAACUUAAAGGUACCCUCCAAAAAAAAGAAGUCUCUCUACACAGAUGGAUUUUCCAAACCUGGAAAAAAGAAAAGAAUUGCAACCACUACUCCAAACUUUAAGAAGUUUCAUGAGGCUCGUUUUAAGGAGAUGGAGUCCAUUGAUCAAUAUGUUGAAAGAAAAAAGAAACAUUUUGAAGAACACAAUUUGUUUAAUGAACUGAAGAAGCACGCUGUCGAUAAGGGAGGAGUAGUGACUCCAGUUCCUCUAAGAAGAAGACUCUCCGUGGCUUAUACUCCCAUCAGCCAGCAGCACACACAAGGCAGGUCGCACGGCCCUGCAAGGCAGAGCACCCUGAGUCUCAAGGGGUCAGUCAAGCGCUCUGCGCUCUCUGCAACUAAAAUAAGUGUCAGGUUUUCAGCUGCUACUAAAGAUAAUGAGCAUAAGCGUUCACUGACCAAGACUCCAGCCAGAAAGUCUCCACAUGUGACCAUAUCAGGAAGUACCCCAAAAGGCCAAGCUGUGCUCAGGACACACAAGUUAAAGACUACCAAGGGGAAUUCUGCUGCUGUUAUUUCCCCAUUCAAGUUGACAACUGCAGCAACACAAACUCCAGUCUCCAAUAAGAAACCAGUAUUUGAUCUCAAAGCAAGUUUAUCUCGUCCCCUCAACUAUGAGCCUCACAAAGGAAAGCUGAAACCAUGGGGGCAAUCUAAAGAAAAUAAUUCUCUGAAUGAACAUGUAAAUAGAGUUAGUUUCCAUAAGAAAACUUACAAACAACCUCAUCUCCAGACCAGGGAAGAGCAACGGAAAAAACACAAGGAAGAACAAAAGGAGAAGAAAGCAAAGGUCUUGGGAGCUCGAAGGUGCCUCAUUAUGGCUGAAGAUUAAUAAUUUCUUAACAUCCUAUAAAUACUUUAUUCUGAACCUUUUUUCCUUCUGUAAAUAUUUUUAUACUGUCUUCCCCACUUCAAUCAGAUCUUUUUCUGCUGUUGACUUUGUUCAUGAUCUGUGUAGUAUCCUUGCUUCCUUCGUGUGCCACAUCUCUGAAAAGACAUUAUCACCUUAAAGCUCACAAAUAAUUUGAAAUGGUUUUUACGUAAGUCCCUAUACAAUUCAGUUUUCUAAUUAGACCCAUCUUAGAGGUUUUUAACCUAGAUUUUUUAAUGUCAAGUUCCCUGUGCUGGUUCUAAUAUUAACAACUGCAGCCCUCUUCUAGGCUAAAUAGCAUUUACCUGAU
Molecule: messenger RNA, 1660 nt
Organism: Cynocephalus volans (Philippine flying lemur)
Lineage: Eukaryota; Metazoa; Chordata; Mammalia; Dermoptera; Cynocephalidae
Product: nucleolar and spindle-associated protein 1-like
Exons: 1
Coding region: 7-1311 (434 amino acids)
Biological process (GO): mitotic chromosome condensation; mitotic cytokinesis; establishment of mitotic spindle localization
Cellular component (GO): nucleolus; mitotic spindle; microtubule
Molecular function (GO): microtubule binding
Source: RefSeq, a predicted model, not a curated record